AGCAGCUCUCAGCUUCACACACUGUUAAAUAAGAGUAGUGCUGGAGUAUUUCCAAAGACGGCAUAGAGGUCUUUUACGUCGGAACAUCUUCUGAGUCCUGGACAUGAAGGAAAUCCAGGUCCUGUUCGUGCUCCUCCUGGCUGCUGCGACGGCUCACAGUCAGUCUUUUCACUCAGGCAAAUGCCCCAAGCCAUCUGUCCAAGAGGACUUCAACAUUACGAAGUAUAUGGGCACCUGGUAUGAAAUAGAGAAGCUCCCAGCUGCUUUUGAGAAAGGAAAAUGUAACCAAGCUACAUACAGUCCUCUCGCUGAUGGGACGGUCAAGGUUCGCAAUGCAGAGCUGCUAUCUAAUGGGAAGAUCAAUUCAAUUGAAGGCGUUGCCAAAGUUAAAAACUCAUCUCAACCUGCUAUUCUGAGUGUCAGCUUCUUUAAAGGUCUUCCAGAUUCUCCCUACUUGGUACUCUCCACAGACUACCAGUCAUAUGCUCUGGUGUACUCUUGCUCCGACUACUUUGGACUUUUUCACAUCGACUUCGCCUGGAUCCUCGCUCGCCCUCGGGUGUUGGCCGAGGACGUCGUCGGCCGGUUGCGCGUUAAACUGGCCGCUGCUGGUGUAAACAUAAACCGUCUUACAGUCAGUGAUCAAACUGGAUGUGACAUCUUGAGCUGAGGCAUGAUCAGCAAAGAGAAGAAGGAGGAACAGUGUGCUGAAUGUCUGAUUUGAACUACAUAUUGCUUGUUUAAUUGUUGAAGGUUCCAGGUCAUUUGAGGUCAAACAUGGUGCUUUUAUUUUGAAGGAUAUAACAUAUAAUAAAAUAGCAUUUAUAUUGUGAUGCAAUUUGCUUUCAAAAUAUAUUUUUUGGUCUUGUUAUCUAUAUUUUCAUGGAGAUACAUGGGGUCUGAAAACAAACUACUAACAAAUUACUUCUCCAGCAAGUAGUCCUAGUAACAGGGAUGAUUUCUAGUCCCAGCUAACUAACGUUUAAGGUCCAGUGUGUAGACUCUUCUUACUUUUAGGUGAUUAUAUCUGCUUUUUGUAAAACAGAAGUAGAAACACUUGAACAUUUAAUGUUCUCUUGCAAUCUAUCUGAUUUGUUUUGGAAAGACUUCAAAAAUUGGUUAACCUAUAAUAAUAAUAUAGAUGUUCCACCCCUGACUUACAAUUAUGUGAGAUUUGGUUUCAUAAUGGAGGACAGAAAACUAGAAUAUAACAUAAAUAACUUGGUUAUACUCGCCAAAUACUUUCUACACAAAUGUAAAUUCUCAAAAAAUACCCCACGUUUCAACAUUUUUCUAAAAGUUUCUUUAAAACUUAUGAAAUCAAAUAAAGCCAUAUUGCUGUAUGACAGUUUAACAAUUUUUACUUUGGAUUGAUCCCCUAUAAGAUUUUUUUUUUUCUUUCCAUUGUUUUACUGUUUAUACUCACGCUCACACUUCAAGUCUGCACUUAAAACCCACCUGUUUAAAA
Larimichthys crocea (large yellow croaker) is the source of this 1468-nucleotide messenger RNA. Its product is annotated as apolipoprotein D-like. Lineage: Eukaryota; Metazoa; Chordata; Actinopteri; Sciaenidae. The transcript has 5 exons. Gene Ontology annotation, biological process: lipid transport; brain development; lipid metabolic process. Bases 104 to 670 code for a protein of 188 amino acids. Gene Ontology annotation, cellular component: cytoplasm. The record is from RefSeq and is a predicted model, not a curated record. Gene Ontology annotation, molecular function: lipid binding.